Sceloporus undulatus (fence lizard) is the source of this 1386-nucleotide messenger RNA. RefSeq lists its product as uncharacterized. Gene Ontology annotation, molecular function: cytokine activity. The transcript has 5 exons. NCBI's taxonomy places the organism in Eukaryota, Metazoa, Chordata, Lepidosauria, Squamata, Phrynosomatidae. The record is from RefSeq and is a predicted model, not a curated record. Bases 442 to 1041 code for a protein of 199 amino acids.
UCUUUCCGACAGAGAAGGCUUAGGCCAAUAGCUGCAACUUCAAACAUGAGUCCUCCAGAACCACCUCUUGAACUCGCUUCCCCAGGAAGAACCAAAUCAUCAGCAAUGAGUGUGUCUCAGUCCCAUUCCAGGGAUGUGGUCCAGAAGAAUAGCAUGACUGACAGUAGUGAAAGCUACUGAGAGGUCCACAUAGUUCCCAUUAUACCAGGGUGACCAAAGCCAUCUCUGCACUGUAACCCAGCCUGCAAUGACUAGAUAAUCCAUUCCUACGUUGAGUUGUUCCAGCCCCAUGCACAAGAAUGGAGCACUGGAGAUUUCAUGGUAGUUAUCUAAUGUAUGAGGUUCAGGGAGGCCUUUUCCAGCAAUGGUUUUACCACCAUCUCUUUUAGGCACAUGUCUAUGAGAUGAAGCCUCCAUGACAGUAAUAACAGAGGUAGUUGCAUGGAGGAACAACUGGAGAUGGAACCCAGAAGGACAGAAGGAAAAUCUGCAGAGGGUGAGAACAGGGGGGAAACCAGCUGGCUCUCACUGAAGCUUGGGUCCACGAUCCUGCAGUGGAUAGUCUUGCUAAUUUGCAUAGUCCUCAUUGGUUUGUGCUACCUUCAGUUUCAGAGUCCAGGUCCACAGGCACAAUGGAUAUUUAUCAAGAAUAGCGAUCGCUCAAUUGUCUACAAGAAAGCCAUUGGAAUUAAAAGGAAGGAUGGAACAAUGGAUGUCAAUGAUUUGAAAUGCUCCAUCCCAAUCCACUGUGAUGGUUUCUACGUGUUAUUCCUGGAGGGAAGUAUUAGCCUGAAAGGGGAAAAGGACUCACAGAUUCUCAAGGUCUACCAUCAGCCCACAGAGCACUUCUUGACCGUUAAUUGCAGUGGCCAGAAGACAAAAGUAAAAGAAAUUACAGUCCGCGAGUUUCGUUCUAAGGAUGAGAUCUUUUUAAAAUAUGAUGAUUCUAAUGACAAGGCAAAUAUUGACACCUCCCAACAGGACCUGAAACUGAGUCUCAUCAUGUUAACUCCUCCUUCAUAUUGUUAUUCCAAAAAGUAGAAAGCAAUAUAAUGAAUUCACAGUGGACUUAGGCACUUGGGCAGUGAUAUGCAAUGACACACUUAUUUGAGACACUUGAUGUGUAUUAGAAGAAAUAUUCUCUGGGCUAACUAGUGUAAAUCAGCUAAUAACAGAGAAAUGAACCCUGAAAUUCUGCAGUUUGUUUCAUGUCAGUUGCAUGGCGCUACUUUUUUCUUUGCUCAAACCAAGCCUAUUUCCCAGUUUAUAAGCCAUUAGAGCUCUCUUUCUUUCUUUCUUUCUUUCUUUCCUUCCUUCCUUCCUUCCUUCUCUCUCUCUCUCUGCAUGGGUGAAAAUAAAAUGAUACUGUCUCUCCUCCAAAGUGGU